AAAAAUAUCACGAAAUCAGGGAGAAAAGGGGGAGGCCACAACCUCCCAAAUUAGGGUUCAUAUUUCACACACUCACACACACACUUAUUUUCAAUCCCUCCAAAAAUCAAAAUUAAUCAAUCCCCAAAAAUCAAGAAAAUAAUAAAAUGGAUAGAUUUCAGUUAUAAUCAGUUUUUUUUUUAUUCCAAGUAAAUUAAGAGCUAACCUCAAUCCAUCGGUGAAAAGUCAAAACACUAGCUUCUAAUAUAAUCGGUCAUGCGCGGCGGCAGAGCAGCGGCGGCUCCUCCGGCGACCGGAUCGGCGAUUGAAGUUAGAUACAGAGGCGUUAGAAAACGGCCGUGGGGAAAAUACGUUGCUGAAAUAAGAGAUCCGUUAAAAAAAGCUAGGGUAUGGUUAGGUACCUUUGAUUCAGCUGAAGAUGCUGCACGCGCUUACGAUACAGCAGCGCGUGACCUACGUGGAUCUAAAGCCAAAACUAAUUUUCCGUUACAUCCGUCAUCGGUUAUUCAAAACGUCAACGGUCCAUUUCUAGAUCAGCAAACAGCUGUGGUGAGUAACAGACCGACGUGUAGCAGUUUAAGCAGUACGGUGGAGUCAACGGCGGAAGUUACGGUGGCGCGUGUGGUGCACGCGCCUCAGGCGGUGGUGGUUGACGGCUGUGUUGAUUAUUGUGAUUCUUCGUCUUCUGUGGUAGUGGAUGAUGGUGAAGAAGUAGCCGAUGGUCGAGAUAUCGCGGAAUCGUCGAAUCGAAAAGCGACGAUUUUGUUCGAUUUAAACGUGGUUCCGAUCGAGGAAGACGACGACGAACUUUGCUGCACCGAGCUGCGGCUUUGAUGAUGAUGAUAAUAACAAUUGUGUUAUUUUGUUCUUUGUGAUAUUUAUUUGCAUUUACGUUUGUUGUAAGUUUUGAAAUUGUGAUUUCAAUGUAAAAGAAGGAUGGAUUGAUGGAUGAUUAAUUAAUCAAAUUUCUAAUGAGAGGAUACUUGUAAAACUGAGUUUUACUUUUAGUUCG
Molecule: messenger RNA, 1012 nt
Organism: Erigeron canadensis
Lineage: Eukaryota; Viridiplantae; Streptophyta; Magnoliopsida; Asterales; Asteraceae
Product: ethylene-responsive transcription factor 3-like
Exons: 1
Coding region: 256-834 (192 amino acids)
Biological process (GO): regulation of DNA-templated transcription
Molecular function (GO): DNA-binding transcription factor activity; DNA binding
Source: RefSeq, a predicted model, not a curated record